Durio zibethinus is the source of this 426-nucleotide messenger RNA. The record is from RefSeq and is a predicted model, not a curated record. NCBI's taxonomy places the organism in Eukaryota, Viridiplantae, Streptophyta, Magnoliopsida, Malvales, Malvaceae.
AUGGCUUCUUCGGCUUUGAACCAAAAAUCCAAUUUCCAUGCUCGUUCAAACAGCUUGCCUUCUAGUUCUCAUCCAGUUAUUCCUCAAUUAGAGAAGCAUUUUUUGCUUCAAUUGCCUCUCGCACAAAAAUCCAUAGCCCAACAUUGCAAUGAUCAACAGGUUAAUGAUUUGUUGAAAGGGUCUCUCAGGCUCUUGGAUGUGUGUGGUGUGGCCAAGGAUGCUUUAUUGCAGGCCAAGGAAGAUACCCAAGAACUUCAAUCAGUUGUGAGAAGAAGAAGAGGAGAUGAUGCCAGUAUGUUAAGAGAGGUAGAAGGAAUUACCAUCACAGUGUUUGAAUCUCUCCUGUCCUAUAUCGGUGGGACAACGAUGCAACCAAAAUCUACCAACUGGUCUUUGGUGUCCAAGUUGAUGCACUCCAACGCAUAA